Sphenostylis stenocarpa is the source of this 1617-nucleotide messenger RNA. The record is from the annotation of a GenBank genome assembly. Lineage: Eukaryota; Viridiplantae; Streptophyta; Magnoliopsida; Fabales; Fabaceae.
AUGGCGUCUUUACCGUCGGGUCUCGUCAACGGUACUUCCAAGGGCGUUGAUUAUUCUUCCGGUGAGAUCCUUUCUUCCUACGAAGACGACAAUACCAACAACGAUUCUUCCAAUGGCACUUUCAUCGAUCCCGCCAAGGGUGAAAAAUGGUUGGGUGCACUAGCUGAUGAAAAAGGACUGGCUGAUGUUCAUGCAUCAAGGAUGGCAAGAACAUCCAUAGUUCCUGCUACUGCCUAUAGUUCAUCUGAAGAUUCUUUGAGCCGGGAAGUUAUUGCUACUGUUGAGAAGAGUAUGAAAGCAUAUACUGACAACCUUAUGCGGUUUCUUGAGGGAAUCAGUUCAAGGCUGUCAAAGUUGGAAUUAUAUUGUUACAAUCUCGACAAAUCAAUUGGAGCAAUGCGAUCUGAUUUAAAUAGUGAUCAUGAAGAGGCAGAUUCAAAACUCAAAUCACUUGAUAAACACCUUCAGGAAGUACACAGGUCUGUGCAAAUUUUGAGAGACAAGCAAGAGCUAGCUGAGACUCAGAAAGAAUUAGCCAAGCUUCGGCUUGUUUGUAAAGAAUCAUCUUCCUCGAGCCAUUCACAAUCUAAUGAGGAGAGAUCUUCACCAUCUUCUAAGGAUCGAAGAAAAAUUGAUAAUGCUUCUAACACACAGAACCUAGAGUUAGCUCUUGCCUUACCUUAUCAAAUUGCUCCCCGGCAACAGCCUGUGUCAUCUUCCUAUCAAGUGCCAGCCCCAAAUGUGAGCCAAGCGACUCAACAACCUCACUAUUACGUGAUGCCACCUACCCCUUUGCCCAAUCGACAAGCUCAGAAUCAAUAUUUGUUGACUGAUCCACUCUAUCGAAUUCCACAACCACCGACAUCAUCUCAGGUAACCCAAUCCCCACCUGUGCAACAAUUUUCUCAGUAUCAUCAGUUACAGCAUCAACAACAACAAUGGCCUCAACAGUUACCCCAGCAGAUGGAAGUGCAACCUCCACAACCACCGUCAACUCAGUCUCAAGUGAGUCCCCCUGUGACAAAUGUUUACACUCCUUAUUCUACCAGCCAAGCUACAAAUCAUCUUCCCACAGAAACACCACCCAACAGCAUGCCGAUGCAAAGGCCUUAUUCAGGGAUUCCACCUCGAGGAUCCAGCCAUAGUGAUGUCCUACCACAUGGAUACAGUGGAGCUGGUACAACAGUUCCAAAGCAACCUAUGCUCCAGCACAUGAAAGGCUCUAUUUUAGCACAGCCAGGUGAUGUGAAUGGAACUAGCGGGAUAUAUGCCACGCAUCCUCCUGCUAGCCCCUACAUUGUGUAUGAUGGUGAGAGUGCAAGAGCACAUUAUCCAUCACAACCUUAUCAUAGUACUCAAGGUGGAUAUCCUCCAACUAGUGCUUCCCUUCACAAUCCUGCACCACAUAAUCUUAUGGUUAAGAGCUCUAGCCAGUCACAAUUUAUUCGUUUCCAUCCCUACAGUGAGCUGAUUGAGAAAUUUGUGAGCAUGGGAUUUAGAGGUGAUCACGUGGUAAGCACGAUCCAGAGGAUGCAAGAAACUGACCAGCCUGUAGAUUUCAACUCUGUACUUGACCGGUUGAACGUGCAUAAUCCCCAGAGGGGAUGGUCAGGGUAA